Melopsittacus undulatus (budgerigar) is the source of this 506-nucleotide messenger RNA. RefSeq names its product vesicle-associated membrane protein 2. The transcript has 5 exons. NCBI's taxonomy places the organism in Eukaryota, Metazoa, Chordata, Aves, Psittaciformes, Psittaculidae. Bases 53 to 403 code for a protein of 116 amino acids. Gene Ontology annotation, biological process: SNARE complex assembly; vesicle-mediated transport; vesicle fusion. Gene Ontology annotation, molecular function: SNAP receptor activity; syntaxin-1 binding. Gene Ontology annotation, cellular component: plasma membrane; SNARE complex. The record is from RefSeq and is a predicted model, not a curated record.
CCUCCUCCUCCUCCUCCCGCCGCCGCCGGAGCCGCUCAGCGCAGCCACCGAGAUGUCGGCCCCCGCCGCCCCCAGCGCCCCUCCCCCCGCCGCGGAAGGGGGCGGGGCCCCAGCCCCUCCCCCCAACCUGACCAGCAACCGGAGGCUGCAGCAGACGCAGGCGCAAGUGGAUGAGGUUGUGGACAUCAUGCGGGUCAAUGUGGACAAGGUCCUGGAGCGGGACCAGAAGCUGUCGGAGCUGGAUGACCGCGCGGACGCUCUCCAGGCCGGAGCCUCCCAGUUCGAGACCAGUGCGGCCAAGCUCAAGCGCAAGUACUGGUGGAAGAACCUCAAGAUGAUGAUCAUCCUGGGGGUGAUCUGCGCCAUCGUCCUCAUCAUCAUCAUUGUGUAUUUGAGCACCUAACAGCAGAGGCCCCGCCCCUUCCCGGAGCCCACCAAUGGGAGCAUCCGGCCCUCGGGGGGGGAGGAGCCUCUCUUGGCCCCGCCCCCUCCACCCCCCCCUUCCC